UGGCCGCUGGGCGGCAGGCGACGUCGACUGGUUGUCUGCAGGCAAAGAUGGCGGUGCGGAAGAAAGACGGCGGCCCGAAUGUAAAAUAUUUCGAAGCGUCUGAUACCGUUUCUCAGUUUGAUAAUGUCCGCGUCUGGCUGGGAAAGAAUUACAAAAAGUACAUCCAGGCCGAGCCCCCCACCAACAAGUCUCUGUCCAGCCUGGUGGUCCAGCUGCUCCAGUUCCAGGAGGAGGUGUUCGGACGACAUGUCAGCAACCCUCCGCUCACCAAACUGCCGAUGAAGUGUUUCCUGGACUUCAAGUCAGGGGGGGCUCUGUGCCACAUCCUGGCUGCUGCCUACAAGUUCAAGAGUGACCAAGGAUGGCGCAGGUUUGACUUCCAGAAUCCGUCGAGGAUGGACCGAAAUGUGGAGAUGUUCAUGACCAUUGAGAAGUCCCUUGUGCAGAACAACUGCCUGACUCGACCCGUCAUCUACCUGAGCCCUGACAUAGAACCAAAACUGCUCGGGAAACUGAAAGACAUAAUCAAAAGACAUCAGGGCUCAGUGACUGAGGACAAGGCCUCCAGUUCCCAUGUUGUGGUUCCUAUUCCUGCCAGUCUGGAGGAAGAGGAGUGGGUGCGUCCCGUGAUGAAGAGAGACAAGCAAGUGUUGCUCCACUGGGGAUAUUUUCCUGACAGUUAUGACACCUGGAUCCCAGCCAGCGAGAUUGAGGCUGCUGUGGAGGACCCUCCCAGCCCAGAAAAGCCCAGGAAGGUCCAUGCCAAAUGGAUUUUAGACCUGGACCAGUACAAUGAGUGGAUGAACGAGGAGGACUACGAAGUGGGAGAGGGCUGCCCCAAGAGGAAGAGGAUCUCAGCCAAGACCCUGACAGAUGAGGUGACCACACCUGACGAGCGGAGGGACAAGAAACCCGGCAGUGCCAAGAAGAGGAAGCGCUCGCCGUCGCCCUCCCCCACCCCUCCACCUCAGGAGAGCAAGAAGAAGAACACCAAGAAAGGGCCAACGACCCCAUACACCAAGUCUAAACGGGGCCAGAGGGAGGAGGAGCAGGAGGAUCUUAGUAAGGACUUAGAUGAAGCGUCACCUGUUCCAGCAUCUGAAGAGGGAAACCCAGCCAAGACAAAUAACACCAAGAAGGACUCUGAUUCAACUCCAGUCAAGGGAGGAACAGAUAUGGAUGAGCAAGAGGAUGAGUCCAUGGAAACAACAGGCAAGGAGGAAGAGGAAGGCUCUCCGAGUGUGAAGGGUGAACCGGUGAAAGGCUCAGACCUUCACGAGGACAAUGUGACAGAGCAAACGCACCACAUCAUCAUACCAAGCUACGCUGCCUGGUUUGACUACAACAGUGUUCAUGCCAUUGAGCGCAGAGCUCUGCCAGAGUUUUUCAACGGAAAGAACAAAUCCAAAACCCCUGAGAUUUACCUGGCAUACAGGAACUUCAUGAUUGACACCUACCGACUGAACCCUCAGGAGUACCUGACCUCCACCGCCUGCCGCAGGAACCUAGCAGGAGAUGUGUGUGCAAUCAUGAGAGUCCAUGCCUUCCUAGAGCAGUGGGGCCUGAUCAACUACCAGGUGGACUCUGAGAGCCGGCCCACACCCAUGGGUCCUCCGCCCACCUCUCACUUCCAUGUCCUGGCAGACACUCCAUCCAGUCUGGUGCCCCUGCAGCCCAAGUCGUCCCAGACCCCUGCCACCCAGCAGAUGAUGUCAUUCCCAGAUAAAGUGAAGGAUAAACCUGCAGAUCUGCAAAACUUUGGGCUGCGGACUGACAUGUAUAGCAAGAAAACUGGCUCUGCGAAGAGCAAGAGUGCUGCAAGUUCCAUGAGGGAGUGGACCGAGCAAGAGACACUACUACUACUUGAGGGCUUGGAGAUGUACAAGGAUGACUGGAACAAAGUGUCAGAACACGUGGGAAGCCGCACACAGGAUGAGUGUAUCCUGCACUUCCUGCGGCUGCCCAUUGAAGACCCCUACUUGGAGGACAGUUCCUCGUCCCUGGGACCGCUCGCCUACCAGCCGAUACCUUUCAGCCAAGCAGGAAACCCUGUCAUGAGCACAGUGGCCUUCCUCGCCUCUGUAGUCGACCCACGUGUGGCCUCAGCUGCAGCCAAAUCUGCUCUGGAGGAGUUUUCUCGUAUGAAGGAGGAGGUUCCUGCAGCUCUGGUUGAAGCUCACGUGCGGCGGGUGGAGGAGGCAGCGAGGGUCAGCGGCCGCCAGGACCCUUUGUACGGCCUGGAGGGUAGUGGCAUUGCAGGAACUGGACUGGAGGAGGGAGACAGACCUGAGGAAAAUGCUGAUGAAAGCAAGAGUGACAGCCAAUCAAGUGAAGAGAAGAGAGAGGCCAAGGACAGCAAAGAUGGAGCGAUCGAGGAGGAGGAAAAGCAGGCAGAGAAUGGGAAGAAGGAAGAGGAGCGGGGAAGAGAACCUGAAGGAGAGAGGGAGGCGGACAAAACUGAGUCAGAGAUGGGUGAUGGAGAGAAGGAGAAGGAGGGAAAAGAGGGAACAGAGGAAGGACAGAGAGAAGGAGAGAGCGAGGGAGAGAGGAAGGCCAAGGUGGAGCGAGAUGUUGGAGAGGGGAACCUGGCCACUGCUGCUGCGUCUGCACUCGCCGCUGCUGCUGUCAAAGCCAAGCACCUGGCUGCAGUGGAGGAGAGGAAGAUCAAAUCUCUUGUGGCUCUGCUGGUGGAAACCCAAAUGAAGAAGCUGGAGAUUAAACUGCGACACUUUGAAGAACUGGAAACCAUCAUGGACAGAGAGAGGGAGGCUUUGGAGUACCAGCGACAGCAACUGCUGGCCGACCGUCAGUCUUUCCACAUGGAGCAGUUGAAGUACGCUGAGAUGAGAGCUCGCCAGCAGCAUUUCCAGCAGAUUCAGCACCAGCAGCACAGCCAGGCCGGGGGCCCUCAUUCCAACCAGGCUGCCUCGGCCCCGCCACCCCAGGGCCUGGCAGGGACCCAGCAAGCUCCCAGCACACCAGCACCGCAGCCGGCCGCCAGCCCUGCUCCUCCAGCCUCCUCCACCCCGGCUCCUGAGUCCCAACCACCUCAGGGCCCUCACACCUCGCCCCCCUGCCCCCCGAGCCAGGCCCCGGCGACCCACUCCAGCUCCAGCACUACACCUGUUCUUCAUGAGCCCAACGCUCCUCUCUCUGGGGAGGCACUCCACCCCGCAGCUCCAGUCCCUCCUCCACAGUGAGAGGUCAAUAAAUUGCCUGAGAAUCCGAUUGACUCUGACCACUUUGACUCCUGCCUGUAUCAUCUGAAAUGAAGAAAUCAUAAACUGAAGGAAGAGAACACAUUUUACAUUUUCAGCUUUUUUUUUGUUUGUUUGUUUAUUUGUUUCCAACUGGACAAUUGAUGUGAGAAGGAAAAAUGGUAACGUCUUAAUUAAGCCACCUCUGCUUUGACCGAUGAGUUGAAAAAGAAAAAAACAAAAGUCCUUUUCAAAUUGAAUCGGCCGGUGAAGAAAAUAGAUUUUUCGUUCAGAAACUGUUCAUCCCGUGAGGUCGUUCAGACAGCAACAUCUCACUUCAUUAUUUUAAGCUUAAUACCAGAGAUCUGGUAAACUGAGAGGGUCUUACCAACAUGCUGGCACUCAAGGAAAAGAAGAGAAAAGACUCAUCUUGUGUUUUCAGUGUUUUGGAAAUUGUGAAGUCUCAUGCUUCAUAAUCUCUCCAGAGCCCCCCCCCCCCGUACUGUAGGUACUAAUUCAAGUAUAUGUAAGAAGAAAAUGCACUUUUAAAAUGUUUCCCUAGGUCUCGUUGAAAGACUUGAAGCAUCCACGAAAUUGAACUUUAGCACUUCUAUUGUCCUUCUGUUGUCUUAAAUACUUUUUCAUACAGAAGGUUUUGGAAACUUGAUUGGGAAUAUUACUUUUUUUCUGCUUUCUAUUUUUCAUUUGUAUUACAUGGACAAUGGUCACUCUACAGGGUCUGGCCUGGAGGUCACAUGUCUAAAAAAAAAAAAACAAACAAUGUCUCUCACCAGAGAAAAGUCUGUAAUGAAUGAAAAAUGUUCAAAUCAAAAGCCAGUUUGAAAUUAUGUUUUGUCUGGAUGCAGUUGGAGAAUAUGUACUGUAAACUGGAUUUUCUGUUACAAACACACCAUUUGUUGCCCUGUAAUGACAAAUAGGGAACUAUUUGAAAGUACUGACAGUGUGAGGCCCUGAAAAGACCUCGUUUUUUAGUUAUCUUAACAAUGUCCCUUAAUGUCCACAGCACUUAUUAAUGUGUAAGUGAGGCACUUCAGUGUUGCAAAUUUGGAUAAACUCAAAGCAUCAAGGUCGUUGUUUUGCGAGGAAUGUAGUUUUAUUCAGAAGAAAUGACUGAAGAAGACGGUCUGGGAAUAAUAAUUUCUAUCAGCGACCAUAAAUGUGUUUAUUCAUAAUUUGACUUUGUGUUAAUUGCUAAACCAAAAUGUUUUUUAUAAUCAUGUUUAUCUCACAUUUAUUCAGUGAGUUUUAUUGUGGUUGCUCGGGGAAAAUGAAGAGGAGUGUUUUUUUUAGCAGCUUGUUUUUUCGCUGGUGCAUUUCAAGUUACAGAUGGAAGUGGAAAUGUCAAUGCUGUCAAAAACAAGGGAGCUCGCACCUUAAACGGCUGACAAUGGAGAAUCGUGUCCUUAAUAUCUGCAACAGUAUCCUCACUUUUUAUCCUAUCAAUUUUUAUAUUUUUUACUGUCCGUUUUUCCAUCUUUUUCCUUUGAUAUGUCAACAUUGUACCUGUAUAUUAUUACCUUUGUAGCCUAUAUUUACCCUCUCCACCGUUGUGUAUGAAUUCAGACAGGUCUGUCAGGAUCUGUCUGAGACGUGACUGUGAGCAUGUGUGUAUGUGAACGCAUGCCAUUAAGAUCUGUAAACCAUAUUACCGCUCAGUUUUAUUUUCAGUGCCAUUUGUUGUGUGUCACCAAGUUUGAAGAAUUUAAAAGAAAAAAAAACAUGCUUCAUUCUGCACACAGCACAUCACGUCAGUGUCAUGAAAUAUAAUCCAGUCAGAUGGUGAAACUUUAUAGUUAAUGUCCGUCAAGCCAGUAUUGCAGUCCUCACCACAGCUGUGAGCAUAAAUGGACUUCUUUUAUCUGUGUUAUUACUACAUUGUGUGGAUUUUGUGAUAUGAAAUAAGUGUCCGUUCAGUUUCUGUAUGUUUUUCACUAUGCUGAAAGUAGCAGCAAUUGCAUUGAUUAUUAUAUGGUAGAAAUGAAUUUUUUCCUCAGUAAAUCAUCACGUUAGUGCUGGCAGUUACUCUGGCAGUUUGUAUGGGAAAAAAGAGGCAAAAUAAAAGCGGUUCAGGUUUUAAUUACAAAAUGUUGGGGAAAAAAAUAAAGAUGUGAAGAGGA
Molecule: messenger RNA, 5335 nt
Organism: Lates calcarifer (barramundi perch)
Lineage: Eukaryota; Metazoa; Chordata; Actinopteri; Centropomidae
Gene: smarcc2
Product: SWI/SNF related, matrix associated, actin dependent regulator of chromatin, subfamily c, member 2
Exons: 26
Coding region: 48-3200 (1050 amino acids)
Biological process (GO): positive regulation of DNA-templated transcription
Cellular component (GO): npBAF complex; nBAF complex; SWI/SNF complex
Molecular function (GO): histone binding; nucleosomal DNA binding
Source: RefSeq, a predicted model, not a curated record